AUGUGUCAUCGGCCAUCAGAGCAUCGGCCAUCCAUGACGCCCGUAGUUCGCAACCUGCACCUUGUCGCUCCGGACCGCCCUGCUCACCAACACUCGACCAUGGUAGAUAAGUUUCCCCUCGUGUCCGCUGUCCAACACAGCCCCUCUUAG
Molecule: messenger RNA, 150 nt
Organism: Microbotryum saponariae
Lineage: Eukaryota; Fungi; Basidiomycota; Microbotryomycetes; Microbotryales; Microbotryaceae
Source: the annotation of a GenBank genome assembly